UGUGUGUGUAUAGUGUGUGUGUGUAGUUUGUGUGUGUGUUGUAUUGUGUUUGACUGAAUCUACAGGAGGAGAUAAAGAUGGCGGCAGCUUUGAGUAACAGUGAGUUUAAACUCAUUGGUCCUCGUGAUGAAGAUUAUCAGCUUGGUUCUGCUGUUACUCUUUCGUGUCUCCUGUCUCCUGAACUCAGUGCUGUUGGGAUGGAGAUCAGGUGGUUUAAGGGGACGGACUGUGUUUGUCUCUAUAAGAACAGACAGGUAACAGAGGGGAGGAGCUACGAGGACAGAGUGAGUCUGAUCACUCAGGAGCUGCAGAGAGGAAACGUCUCCUUACAGAUCAGAAACUGCAGAGGAUCAGAUUUAGGAGAUUACCUGUGUCAGGUAACCAGCGGAGACACAACAGAGGAGUGUACUAUAAGAGUGGAGGGUGAGUAUUCCAGACCUUCACUCUACAUAAACUCAUCAUCAUCAUCAUCAUCAUCAUCAUCAUCAUCAUCUUCAUCAUCAUCUCUCUGAGAAUAAGAGAUAUAAAGAGAGAAAUCUCACACUCUCACAAUCACACAACACUAUCUGUAAUGUUCACUCUCACAACUACACUCUUUUUUUUUUGGCCCGCCACCACCCCCCCUCUUCGGAGGAC
Messenger RNA from Astyanax mexicanus (Mexican tetra), 636 nucleotides. RefSeq names its product butyrophilin-like protein 1. NCBI's taxonomy places the organism in Eukaryota, Metazoa, Chordata, Actinopteri, Characiformes, Acestrorhamphidae. The transcript is spliced from 2 exons. The coding region runs from base 78 to 512 and encodes 144 amino acids. The record is from RefSeq and is a predicted model, not a curated record.